Drosophila melanogaster (fruit fly) is the source of this 860-nucleotide messenger RNA. RefSeq lists its product as uncharacterized. Gene Ontology annotation, cellular component: extracellular region. Lineage: Eukaryota; Metazoa; Arthropoda; Insecta; Diptera; Drosophilidae. Gene Ontology annotation, molecular function: chitin binding. The transcript has 2 exons. Bases 18 to 809 code for a protein of 263 amino acids. The record is from RefSeq and is marked reviewed.
CACCGAUCGUCGCUGCAAUGAAGUACAAACGCUUCUGGGUUUCAGUGGUCUGGAUGUUGAUGUCCUUGCAGCUAAUGCUUUUGGCAACUGCUCUUAGUGCCAGGCAAUGUGUCAAGCCAACUGCUUCACCAAAGCCCCCUGAGGAUCCUGACGACCCCACUGAUGAUCCCUGGGAUCCCACAGAUGACUCAUCGGAGGACCCAUCCGAUUCGACCGAUGAACCAUGGAAGCCCACUGCUAAGCCCACAGUAGUACCAACUGAACCGCCCUCGAACAUUACAUCUACUGAAAAUCCAUCGGAGCCAACUGAAAAUCCAUUGAAUCCCACGGGAAGUCCCACCAACGACGAACCAUCGGAGCCAACCGAAGAAUCCACUGAAAAUCCAUCGGAUCCCACAGGACAGCCCACUGGAGAAACGUCUAAUCCAUCAGAUCAACCCACUGACAGUCCCACAGGUCAACCGACUCAAGAAACAACUGAAGAGACUAAAAUACCGGCGGGGGAAACCACCAAUGAAGGUACUUCGGAUUCCACUGAAGAGCCCACUGGAGAACCAUCAAUUCCCACGCAUGAGCCAGAAGAAUCCUCGGGCGAUCCAUCAGAUCCGACAAGUGCGACCACCCAGACAAUUCCCAACGUGGAUGCGAACGCCUCCUGUAGAGCUCAUCAAGGUGUGCAAUUUCUGCCACAUCCGUACGAUUGUCAUUUAUACAUACAUUGCGAUGGAGAUAUUGGAUUCAUCAAGGAUUGUCCAAGUGAUCUGUACUGGAACUCGGUAAACCAGACUUGCGACAAGACCUGUGCCUAAGCAAAUAAAGUAAAGUAAUGUACAUAAAGUACAAAUAAAUAGCAUGCUCUC